This is a messenger RNA of Microthlaspi erraticum, 2145 nucleotides long. NCBI's taxonomy places the organism in Eukaryota, Viridiplantae, Streptophyta, Magnoliopsida, Brassicales, Brassicaceae. The record is from the annotation of a GenBank genome assembly.
AUGGGGAUUGCUCAUUUCGCGCGCAGGAUCAAACAGCCACGAGGACUUUGGGUGAAGAUGGUGUUCAUAGUUGUUUUGGGUCUCUGCUUCGUCUUCUUCUGGUCCUUCGUGUCUUCCUCUGCUUCUUCCUUCAUUGUCCAGAGAGAAAGCUUCGACGAUAUAGCUGAACCAGUCUCAUCUCGCACUAAGUCAGCCCAUCACGAGGUUUCACAUGAGAAAGGUAAAGUUGAAUCUGGUUCGAAAUCGAAAGAGGGGAAAAAAGCAGGUGGGUCUGUUCAUAAACAUGAAACCAAGAAAAAGAAAGAGCAUGUUGUUGUGUCUCAUCCACACAAGAAGAAGGAUUUGCCAAAGCCUGUGAUAGACGAAGAAGAAAAAUCUGUGGUGGUUAAGGAGGAUCAAGAACAAGUGGAAGCAGAAACUGAUGGUUCUGAGUCUAAUAAGGAAGAAGGAGAUGAAGGGACUGAGUCAGAUGGAAGUGAAGGAGAAUCUGAUGGUAGUGGAAACGGGGAUGAUUCAAGUGCACCAGCUGAGGAAGAAGUGGAAGAGAAGAGCGAGGAAGUAACCGUAAACGAGACAGGUAAAAAGAAGAAGAGGAAAGGUCCGGUCUUUGAUCCUAAAGCUGAGUACAGCUGGAGAUUGUGCAACACAAGGAGCAAGCAUAAUUACAUGCCAUGUAUUGACAAUGAUGGAUUAAUAGCGAGGCUUCAGAUCUAUAGACAUAGAGAGAGGAGUUGUCCUAAGAAGCCUGUGAUGUGUCUUGUUCCUCUACCACAUGAUGGCUAUGAUCCUCCUGUGACCUGGCCUGAGAGCAGAUCCAAGAUAUUGUAUAAGAACGUGGCGCAUCCAAAGUUGGCUGCAUAUAUUAAGAAGCAUAAUUGGGUGAAUGAGUCCGGUGAAUACUUAACUUUUCCACAGAACCAGACUGCGUUCAACGGAAAUGUUCUUCAGUACCUUGAAUUCAUUCAAGAGAUGGUACCAGAUAUUGAAUGGGGAAAGAAUGUUCGUAUAGUGUUGGAAAUUGGAUGCUCAGAGUCAAGUUUUGUAGCUGCAUUGCUGGACAAAGAUGUUUUGACAGUCUCUCUAGGCUUAAAGGACGAUCUGGUCGACUUAGCACAGGUCGCGCUUGAGCGCGGGUUUCCUACUUUAGUCAGUGCUUUGGCAAGUAGAAGGCUUCCUUUUCCAAGUGGAGUCUUUGAUACCAUUCACUGUGCUGCUUGCGGAAUCCACUGGCAUUCUCAUGGUGGUAGACUUCUUCUGGAGAUGAACAGGAUCCUAAGGCCUAACGGAUACUUCAUUCUGUCAAGUCAUAAUGAAAAGAUUGAGGAUGAUGAAGCGAUGACUGCGUUGACAGCGUCAAUAUGUUGGAACAUUCUUGCACACAAAACCGAGGAAGCAAGUGAAAUGGGAGUAAGAAUAUAUCAGAAACCAGAAUCAAACGCUAUUUAUGAACUGAGAAGGAAGAAGAAUCCACCGAUUUGCAAGGAGAACGAGAAUCCAGACGCAGCCUGGUAUGUGCCGAUGAAACCAUGUUUACACGAAAUACCAUCGGCUAUAGAGCAGCAUGGAGCAGAGUGGCCAGAAGAAUGGCCAAAGAGACUUGAAACAUAUCCAGAGUGGUUAACCAACAAAGAGAAAGCCAUUGCAGAUACAAAUCACUGGAAAGCUAUGGUUAACAAAUCUUACCUCACUGGAUUAGGCAUUGACUGGUCUCAUAUCCGGAAUGUGAUGGACAUGACAGCUAUCUAUGGCGGAUUUGCAGCGUCACUGGUGAAGCAGAAUGUGUGGGUGAUGAAUGUAGUGCCUGUUCAUUCGCCAGAUACGCUUCCUUACAUAUACGAAAGAGGUCUUUUUGGUAUAUACCAUGAUUGGUGUGAAGCAUUUGGAACGUAUCCGAGAUCUUAUGACCUCCUUCAUGCUGAUCAUCUCUUUUCUCGGCUCAAGAACAGGUGUAAGCAACCGGUGUCGAUCGUGGUGGAGAUGGAUAGAUUGACAAGGCCUGGAGGUUGGGUGGUGGUGCGUGACAAAGUUGAGAUAUUAGAGCCAUUGGAAGAGAUUUUGAGAAGCUUGCAUUGGGAGAUUCGUAUGACUUAUGCUCAAGACAAAGAAGGCAUGUUAUGUGCUCAGAAGACAUUGUGGCGUCCAUGA